AUGGCUAGGCAUCAUAAGCAUCACAGUCAAAAUCAUCAUCAUCAUUCACAUGAAAACUAUAAAGAGGAAACAGUGACUCAGGAAGAAAAAGAACCACAAAUAAUUGGCUUGGUUGAGCAAGAAAUGAAUAUCCCCAAUAAAAAGCCUUCCUCAAAUACGGCAUCUGGAUUCGUUUCACGUGUUUCAUCCAUUCCUGUUGUCCAAGAUAGUUUAUCUACCGUACAAGCCAUCGCAAGCAAGACAUCCCUGGGCCGAUUGGCGCUCUCUACAGCCAAUAAUACAUUCACUACUGUAUCUAAAUACACUUCCCAACCUAAAUAUGUUCAAACAUAUUAUGAAUCUUAUAUUCAACCCCAAAUCGAAAAAGCAGACGCUUUUGGAUGUCGCUCUUUGGAUUUUAUUGAGACCAAGUUUCCUGUGGUCAGUCAGCCAACCGAAGAUAUCGUUAGAGCUGUUACCGCUCCCUCUUAUCAGAUUGUCGAUGGCGUCAAGGUGAAAAUUGACUCAAUUAAACAACCUGCUCAUCAAGUCGUCAAGGAAGCCAAUAAGCGAUUUGGCUCCGUUGUUGAUAACGUAGAAGCUGUCAUCAACCGAUAUUUACCUCCUGCUGAGGCCAAACAACAGGACCGUACAGUCGAUGAAGUCAAUCAAGCUGUACGUGCUUAUUAUCUGUUGAACGAGGCAACCCUUCGCUUAACUCAACGUGUGCAGGAUCAAGUCAAGACAACCACUGCUCAAAUCCCCCGCUCACCUUCAGAUUUGGCUCGUAUUGCUGAAACAUCCGCCCUCAUUCAAAAGGCAACCCUCAACAUUCAAUCUCUUCAAGAGACAUUAGCUGUUUAUGCUCAAGCUGCUCAACAACGUUUACCUCCCGUUGUCACCGAACGUGUCUUGGUUCUUCAUGCAACAACCCAGGAACGCAUUCAAGGUUUGACUCAGCAAGUCUCCACCCAACUCCAGCAAGUCAUGGGCUACCUCAAGGUUCAAUCUUCCGAAACACCUGAAUGGUUGCGAUCCCGAAUUUCCUCUCUUGUUGAUAUUGCUAAUAAGCAAGUGGAAUUGGUUCGUAAUGAAUAUAGUCGUAAAGAUAUCAACUCCUUUGACAAAGCCAGAAAUGUCGCCCAAGGCUUUCAAUCUCAAGUCUUGCCUGUACUUGAAACUAUUCAAGCCCAGUUGAACCACUAUACUGAAGUCGCUCGUCAAAAGGCUUCUACCAAGUUUCCAUUUGACUACCUUGGAUUGAACCAUGCUCCUAAGUUAGCUCAAGCUCAGUAA
Messenger RNA from Rhizopus microsporus ATCC 52813, 1275 nucleotides. RefSeq lists its product as uncharacterized. The coding region runs from base 1 to 1275 and encodes 424 amino acids. The record is from RefSeq and is a predicted model, not a curated record. The transcript has 2 exons. Lineage: Eukaryota; Fungi; Mucoromycota; Mucoromycetes; Mucorales; Rhizopodaceae.